AUGGGGAAAAAAAAGCAGGUCCGCAAGUUUGGCGAAGUAAAACGCUUGCUCAACCCCAAAGAUACCAGACUAAAACACAAUCAGAAAGAGCAGGCUGUGGCUCAAGCAAGCAAGGAAGAGAGCAAAAAGCGACACAAGGAACUCGCUCCGUCAUCCAUGUUCUUUCAGCACAAUGCCGCCUUGGGACCGCCCUACCGCGUUCUGGUGGAUACCAACUUUAUUAACUUCAGCCUCCAGAAUAAAAUCGAGCUCGUUCAGGGGAUGAUGGACUGCCUCUACGCCAAAACCAUCCCCUGCAUCACGACAUGUGUUCUUUCCGAACUCGAAAAGCUCGGUCCAAAAUACCGCAUCGCGCUGCGUGUCGCUCGCGAUCCACGCUUUGAGCGCCUCGAGUGCACACAUAAGGGCACGUACGCCGAUGAUUGCAUUAUUGAGCGCAUCAAGAGCCACAAGUGCUAUAUUGUAGCCACAUGCGAUCGCGAACUACGUCGUCGUGUGCGACAGGUACCAGGUAUCCCUCUUAUGUACAUUGCCCGACAUCGCUACCGCAUUGAGCGCCUUCCCGAUCAGGGCGCUCCAACGUGA
Malassezia restricta is the source of this 585-nucleotide messenger RNA. Its product is annotated as U3 small nucleolar RNA-associated protein 24. The record is from RefSeq and is a predicted model, not a curated record. Gene Ontology annotation, cellular component: nucleolus; small-subunit processome. NCBI's taxonomy places the organism in Eukaryota, Fungi, Basidiomycota, Malasseziomycetes, Malasseziales, Malasseziaceae. The transcript has 2 exons. The coding region runs from base 1 to 585 and encodes 194 amino acids.